AUGGCGGACAAGGUGUUGUGGAAAAACGUCCAUUCAAACAAUACCAAAGCGGACUUUUGUGGUUUCUUAAAAGCUUUAGAUGUAUGGAUAGAAAAACCACAUGUUAUCAAUCGACGUCUUAUGGGUGCGCUUAUUGUAAAGAAAGCUCCUUUUGAGCAUUUGACAGAAAAAGAUCUUGCAUGUUUUUUUGCUGAUCAGAGGCAACAACUGCUACAUACACAAUCGCUACAAGGGAGCUUUGCCAGUGAUACAUCGAAAAAAUCAGAAAUCGGAGAAAAAAUAUGUUUAAGUAAGGGGGAAACUGAUAUAAUCGAAAUUCCAGAAAAGGAUUCUUUUACAGAUCCAGCAGAUGAUGAGGAAGGAAAUUCGAUUACACUCAGAAAAUUGUUACCUCGACAGCUCGAUAAGAGAGAUCCAAUUUGUGAAUUGGUAUUUAUAGGUAAGAAGUAUUAUAACAUUUAACAAGUUACAACCCCAUAGAUUUUAUUACAACCCCAUAGAUUUUUAUUAUGUCAUGUUUUUUCAGUCAAUUGUUCAGUAUAAAUAGCCCUAUUGGUAAAUAAAUAGCUGUCAUCAUCAUGAUGAUCUAUCAUUGUCGUUAUAUAUCCCAUUAAUAAAUUUAUUAUUGGAAACAAACAUUAAACUAUCUAUUCCACAAAUCAGAAAUUUUUAGAGCACAAUCAUGCUGUUUUUGUUUUGGGAUUAAAAAUAAGUGAUUUGAGAGAAAAAUAAUUUGCUAACAGUCCAUCAUUAUUAUUAUAAUCAUUAUUAUUGGAAACUGAACAUAACAUCACUAUGUCAGUCACUUGACCACGGUGAAGUCUUUAGUCAUACUCAACUAAUCCUUCUGUUGUUAUUGGUCAAUAAAAAAUAACAAUGAUUAUCAUUAUUUUAAGUUCAAUUUAUAAUAAUUUUGUUUUCAUGGUGACAACAUUGUCUUUUAUUAUUUAUUAUUUUCAGAAAAAAGUGAGAGGAGAGUUUACUUUUUUCCUCUUUCACCUAAAGUGUUGGAGAAAGAUAAGUACCAGGAUUGGUUAAGCGAAUCAGAGUCAUACUGCCUUUUUUAUGAGCCUCUUGCGGAAGAAAACCUUGCAAGGUAAAAUCCCUUGAAAUUUACCUUUUUAACAACUGUGCUCUCUCACUUGUGGCCAGUGUCUAUAAGACUGCAAUGAGCUAGUCUCUCUCUUUGAGCCAUUACAGAACAAUGGUUUGGGUAGACUGGAGAAUUUAUACAUUACAAGGAGGUGAUGGUUUGGGACUAGCUGCCAAGUGUUAGCCUCUGAGCCCGAAGGCCAAGGUGGAUAAUACCUUCCAAGAUCUGUAUAAUUAUUUUUCAGAUCAUAGAAAAGCAGAAACCAAUAAUAAAUACUAUUUUAUUAUUAUUAUUCAUUAAAACAUGCAUACCAAGAUUGACGUAAUGUGUGCCUCUUUAUUUGUCUGUUCCUCGGCAAAAUAAAGAUAUAAAUGGAUGUUAAGUCUAGCAGAUUUUCUUCAAAUAGCAGUUGUCAUCUAUUGACUUGUAUUUUGGCUGUUCUCACUAUGUUUUUAGGCAGAAGUGCAUCUAUUUCUUCUUUGCAAAUAGUGUGAAUUUUUCCACCAUUUUCUUCAGCUGUACAAAAACAACCAAACUAAUGCUACAUCAUUCCUAUGGGCUCCUUGUUACCAUCCCUUUUUUUCUGGCAAUAGCCUGUACUAAUGUCAUUUUAGCAGAUAUGGCAAGCAUCUCCCAAAUUUGGUCAACAGUAGCUGGUAACAGUAAUUUUAGCCAGGGGAUUUGAGGUAAUUUGAAACAAAGAAAUAUUUUGAAUUAGUUAUAAUUACCAUUGUGAUAUAUCACACACAUUCUCCACCAUGUGACAAGAGAAGAACUGGAAUUUCUAACUCACUUUAUUAAUCUCAGUAUGUUAUGUUUUGCCUUGAAGAGUGUCACUACUUCUGAGGGAUGAUAAAACAACUGUUAAUGAUGGUAGAAGAGAUGGUGUGUUAUGUCCCACAAUACAGUGGUUGCAAGAUCACUUACUUCCUAAACUCUGCAAGUGGGCAGAGGAAAUACAACCAGAUGGUAAAAGCAGCAAAGGGUCACUCAGACUUGUCCCUCUCGAUCAGUACACUCUGUUAUAUCACAGAUUAAAACAAGAUUAUGGUGAAAAGCUUGUUAAGGUAUCAAGAUGCAUGUUCUUAAACUACCAUAAAAACUCUUAUCUUGAUAUAGAAGCUAAUAUAAAGGUCUUUCUUGUCUGUGAGAUACUGUAUCCAAAAUACUGAAGUAUCUGUUAAAAGUUGUUUAGAACUACAAAAAUUGAACUAGAAAAUAACCUUUGUCUCGUGAAUUUUGUCUUUUUUUUUAGUCAGGUGCACUGGUUGUAUUUUGUACCUAGCUACUGUCACCUUUUCCAAGAUAAUGGUUUGUCUAAGUAUGGAAAUUAAUAUUUAUCCAUCCCUGGCAUAAAAGCUUUUUCACAGUAUACUUCAGAUGAAAUACAUAGGGUGGACUCAUUUGUAGUGUACAUGUAUAGCAGUAACAUGUACUCCUUGGAAAUGUUUUAGUUGUUGUUCAUUAUGAGCUUGAAAACAAUACAAAAUUCCAAUGGAGAAAUGUCACAGCUACAUGCAUGUACUGUAAAUGAAUCCCCCCAUUGUUGUAAGUUAUAAUAUUACUUACAACUAUGGGUGAAUAUCAUUUUAUCAUGUUAACUCAGUCUCCUCUUUCCCUAGAUCUGGCCUGAGAGGACAGAUCCUCAAAAGUUUGUUUAUGAAGAUAUUGCUAUAGCUUCAUACUUGUUGGUAAGCUACUAAACAGUUAAUUUACUCACCCUCACAAAGACAUCAGUAAGAGGUGAUCUUAAGAGAAUUGAUGAGUGAAGUAUCUAAAUAAUUUGUGAUUGUUUCUGAUUUGUAACCACAUAUAAACUAAAGUGUUGACAAGCUGGAACAAUAUUAUCAAGCUAAUUCCACCACUUUGGGUGGCAGUAAAAACUAUGAAAAACUGGUACACAAUCAAAAAAACAUCACUAUUGAAAUUUUGGUACUUUGUCCUUUUUUACCUGAAUUGAUAUUUACAGACUCCUUCAACUUGACUUGGGUUGACAAAAAUCAUUGAUUUAUAUGAAAUUGUCCAAUCACACUUCAACCUCAUUUCACAAUGAGUGCUAACUGGAUAGUGAUAGUGUGAGACAAAACAAAAUAUGCCGUUUGGUAUCUAAUCUGUGGUGUAAAUUGAUUUCUUGUAGGUUCUUUGGGAAGAAGAGAGAAGAAAAUUAAACCUAGAAUUUAAACAGAGUUUUGUUGACCUUGGAUGUGGAAAUGGCUUGCUUGUCCAUAUACUCAGCGAAGAGGGGGUAAAGCUGAAGUUUUGUGGUUGUUUGGUAACCAGUGCUUAUAUAAAAAAUUAAUGGUCUGCCAAAGUAUCAAUAGUCAAUAAUAUCUGCCCCAUUUUGAAAUUAUUAAUGCAGGAAAUGACAGACAGUGCUUUUGGAUGUUGUUGAAACAAUGUAAUAGAGAAGGUGUACAUGCAAAAUGCAUGACUUCUCUAAUGUAACUGGCAGUUCCCAACAUUAGUUCACCUUUCUCUUAGCUUUAUACACCAAUUUCAAUUAAGGUUGCUUCAGUAAAAAAUGAUGUAUGAUGCAUGUUUCAUAGCCCGCAGCGCAUUAUGGGAGCAACGGCGACCCUAGAAACCCAGACAGGAAGCGCUACUGACGCUACUACGCUAUGUCAGCAGAACACUAAGACAAAUGUUUCAAAACAGAAAACACUUUUUAAGACAAAAUAUGCAAAUGCUGCAAAUUUUCGACGACUUUGCUUUGCUCGGGCUUUGCUCAUGCAGGGGGCAUGCACGUGGGAAUUUUAGAUGGAGUUUUAUAAAACAAAUUCAAGGCAUUUGUUGAAUAAUAAAUAACUUAACGUUACGGGUUUAUUUUUAGGCAUUUUUUUAAACAGAAGAUAAAAAAGAAUAUUUUUGAUUUGUUUCAUUGAAAUAACCAGCAUAUGGCCCAGACACAAGAAGCGGUAUACAUGUUUUUUUAGGUCGUGAUCAGUCGUGUUGUUCUCAGUUAGUUUGUACAAAACAAGGGAGAAGAAAGAAAAUAUCCAAGCGUCAUCCUUAAAUAAAUGCUAUGUCAACAAGAUGAAAACGUUUCUGCGAAUGCUUCAGUGCUUCUACAGUAGUUGGAAUAUUUUAUUUCCCUUGCAAAUAAGUAGAUCGCUUUAAAGUAAUGUUAUUUUGUGUUAUUUAUUUAUCACCUUUUACUUUUUUACAGCACCCAGGAACAGGCAUUGAUGUGCGUCGCCGUAAAAUCUGGAAUUUGUAUGGAGGAAAAACGAAUCUACAGGUUAAUAUAUGUAUCAGCUUCAUGUAUAAACAGGCAUGCUGAGCGCCUGAUUAUUGACAUUGAAACAAAAUAGGCAGAUAGUGUAGCGACAACUGCUUUUGUUGUUUUUAUAUUGGUAGGAAAGAGCAUUAGAUCCCACAGGAGCUUGUUUAUUUCCUGAUGUUGAUUGGCUGAUUGGGAAUCACUCGGAUGAGCUAACCCCAUGGAUACCAGUCAUGGCAGCAAGGCAAGUUAACUAUCUACACAAACUCAUGAAGCUUAAAAGCGCCUUUUCCGGCACGGUUGUCUAAUUCAUCUUGUUGACUAGUUAUAACGCGAAUUUUUUCGCUAAGGAACUUGACGGUAGCGAGGUAUUUACUUGUAAAUGACAAAGUUGCUCUGUUAGUGUGCUUUCCGCACUUUUUUCCAAAGAUGCUUGCAUGCUGAUGAAUACUACAAUACUCACCAAAUUUCUUUUAACAUUGGGUUGAAACUGAAGAUUUCUCAUGUCACGCCUUGUCAACCAACUUAUCCCUGUGUAUACUUCUUCUCUUCUUCCCCAAUGUUGAGAUACGCUUUUUAUUUUCAAAUGGGUGAUACAUGAAUCAACAUUUGGGGAAGGCGUAACAUGACAAUUGUUACAACAAAUGUGACAAGUAUAACUGUAGCUCACUCGUGUUCAGGUACAAAUUUCUUUACAUCGGAGUCAAUUCUGAUUUUAUGGUGGAGUUUUUCGAACAAAAGUUGCAGAAACAAACAGGGGCAUAGUUCAUCAUAAGUUCCUCCAUAGCUCAGUGGUGAGAGUGUUUAACCCACUAAUCUUUGCGGGCCAAACAAGAGGGACGUGAAGGCAACUCCCGCUCACUUUUGCCUCUAGUCGCAAGAACACUCUUUUCGUACUAACCGCGACAUAAUAACAUGCUAAAGUAGUAGCAUUUUAAUUAUACCACUUCAGAAAGUCCUUAGGAAGCAGUGUCUACUAUUCUUUGCAUUUGGUCAUCGACUGGCCCCUGCUGUACAUAGCAUGAGUCUGAAAGAAUUUCCAACUAUUGAAUUCUUUUACUAUAGAUCGUCUUACGCGACGCGAUAUUUUGUGUUGCCAUGUUGCUUGUUUGACUUCAAUUGCAAGGUAAUUAUAUCAGCUAGAGGUAUAUUUAUAAGAUUGUAAAUCCCAUAUCUUGCUAAAUGGGCCCUUCUUCAGACAUCUCAUACAAUUAACUUCAGGGAUUCAGCAACUGAACACCACACUGUGCCGUCACCACCUAUCAAUAGGGACCUUACGAAACUACGACGGCGACGGCAGGGAGAACGUCAAAAAAACAAUAGGUUUAAUGAGCAAAACAACAACUCUGCUCGUGCAUCACGCUUUUUUGUACAUUUGUGUUCUGUCCCUGUACAAGUAAGACGUGAAAUGACCAAAUGUUAAGUUUACUUGAGAGCGGGAACGGCAAAGCGAUAGUAGUCUACUAUCUCUGUCUGAACUCGGGUGCUCAGGUGCUUCCCCCCUCUCUCCAGCUCCAACCAAAAUUCCCUUCUUUUAAGUAACUGGGCGACUUUUAACAAUCGCGAAAUGCGAGGUCGAUUUUUCGGUGACGUUUUCAUAGACGUCGCCGUUGUCGGACCGUAAGGUCUAAGAGUUAACCGGAAUGUGGUUACCAAUCCCUUAUUCAAUCGAACCUCGUUCCGUAAGCGACCACCCCAAAUGCGACGAUUUAGUGGUCGCUUACGAGAAUCUCACCAAUGAGGGACCUCUUCCGGGAAGAGGUCCCGUCACAUCUACGUUUUGGCAGAGAAUUUAUUACUUGCAAUUUCUAAGUUACGUAUACGUGUAAGUUCCAUGUUGUCACCGAAAGGUAUUUAUUCUCGGAGUGGCGUAUUACAUACAGCAAAGAAAGAGACCACAUCAUGCGUCAAGUGAUCGCUUACCAGAGGUUAACCUUGCAAGUCCCGAUAGUUACCAACAUCAAUUUUCUCCUAACAAUAUCCAUAUGUUGUCAAGAGAAAUGAUUAUGAGAGUUAAUAAAAUGAUCACUAAAGAAAAAAAUGCUUUGAUCUGUUAUUAAACUCUCUCAACUAUUUUGUUAAGGAAAUGUAUGAAGAUCAGUACGGAGAAUUCAUAUGUAGAUAUCGGGGCUAAAGGGUUAAAAAUAAUGGAAAAUUACAAAACCGUCAGGCCAAAUAGUGGUCGCGGUCGCUUAUGAGAGGUUCUAAUUAUAUGGCUAGUUUGACUGGGAAAAAUUUUGGUAUUUUGGAUAGGCGGUUGCUUACCAGAGAUAGUCGGGACCUUAAGAUCCGACGACGACAACGAGAACUUCAAAAAAGCAAUAGGUUUGAUUAGCAAAAAAAACAAUUUUGCACGCUUUUUUGUACAUUUCUUUGCCGUCACUGCACGACUACGACGUGAAAAUGCCUAAUUUCACGUUUUACAGAGGAAGUACACAAGCAAAAACGAAAUUUCCUCUCUCUUCCUGAACCUGGAUAUGGGCCUUAGGGAUUUAACUUAGGAGGGUUCACCUACAUUUGACGAAGUUAGUGACUUGGAGUAAUCGCGAUGAAGAUUGAAAGAACGCGAAUUCACUUUUUCAGCGACGUUUUCUCUGCCGUCGCCGUCCUCGGAUCUUAAGGUCCCUAGUCGCACAUGGAAGUUCGACUGGAGCUAAGUUUUCUCCCCGACAACACGUUGUUACUUUAGGGCUCUGGAGAGAAGUCCUAACUUUCAAGUCAUUUUGAUAUAUGUGUUCUCCUUUAAGUUUGUGAGGCGAAGCAAUAAGGUACCGCAGUAUAGGGGAUACCUGGAUUUUGUACAUGAAGUCGGAGAAACAUGUGGCUUUCAAGUAGAAGAGGAUUCCCUGAGGAUUCCAUCAACCAAAAGGGUACAUUAUAUAGAGUAAUACACUGUACUUUGUGCUUACCAGGGCUAUUUACGUGAGGAACGCAAACGCCGACCUCCCGUGGAACGGCGCAAAACAUGACGUCCUUUCUUAGCCACAGUACAUUGCUGCGAUGUUGCGCGUUUUACCACGCACGUAUGAACCUGUCUUGCAACAAAUAAGGUGGCAAGGGUUUUUUUUCGUGGCUGUUAAAACGCGUAACAUCUGAUCACUAUUCAACUCGUUUUGCUGCAAUGUCGCAAAACAAGUUGGACGUUUUUUGUUACCCGUUUUACCGCCCCUUAAACCUGUCUUAUGCAGGGCACGUCAUAAUUAUAAAUGGCCCUAUUGAGUGAAUAGAGAGCUGAUUGGUGAAAUAAUAAGCUAAUCACAAUAGCUACACAUGUUACACUUAUUACACUACACUACAAAUAUAGUGCCCUAGGUAUUAGCCUGCGAUCAAGCUCUGUGGGGCGCUCUGGUCCCGGUUGAUCGCAGGCUAAUACCUAGGUAUUGACUGCCCAGUUUUCGACUUCUUUUCCAGAUAUGUCAGAUCGGAAGAAUUAGAACGUAUCCCAAAGAGAAUCAAGUCCUCAGAGACAAAGUAAUUAAGGAUAUGAUACUACAAAGAGGGUGUGACGUUGACGCUUGUGUUAUUCCAGACACCCUUGCUCCAAGGACAUCUACGGGAGAAAAAGAUUUGAUAGAACCUCCCCGCAAGAGCUCCCGCCGAACCACAGGGCCGCUUUCUCAUGAAAACCCGGAAGACACGAACUGUCUGGAAAUUGCUGGACGUGAACAAAAGCAAAGCGUUUCGACUUGUGCAGUUUCUUGCAACAACAUUCGUCAAAGUGAGAGCUUCGGCCAUCAAUCAAAUUCUCCCAUAGUGUCGUCAUCCACUUUCCAGCCCCGCCCAGCAAAGGAACCAAUGCGGAACUGUACAUCUCUGGAUCAGUCACUUAAAGAUUUUAUUGUUAAUACAGUGGCUAGGGAACUUUUGGGUGUUUCACUUAAAACUGACGAACUAAGUCCUGACACUACUUCAGCAGUUAACACGAGCCAACCUUCUCGCAGUUCUUCAACUACUUGGAGAAGAGGAGGUAAGUUACAUAGCUGCUAAUAGGUUGAAGUCUACUUUUCUCCUAGAUUAAAGCUUUGAUGGCCACAAAUAGUGUGAGAAAACCCACGGAAUAAAAGCUAUUCUGAGUAGGCUUAUGCCAGAUUUGUGUCUGGAAAUCACAACUGGGAUGUGCUCGAGUAGCAUAUACUCCGUUUCCAGCGUGCUUCGGAUAUUACAAUGUCUGUGAUCUCUAAUUUCACUUUAUAGUGACAGGCAACUCAAGAACCGUCUUUUUUUCAGUUCAAUGAUCUAGUCGGAAAGAGGAAAGCUCUGUUAACUUGUGCAGUGCUGUUUGAGCGGCUUCCCGAUAAAGGACCUUAAAGCCAUCAGCUAGCGUUUCAACCGGGGGAACUCCGCAUAUGAAAGGGGUGGGGAUGCUCGUCGGAAAUUUUGAAUUAAACCCCUAAAGGAGACCUAUCUAGGCGUGGCUCAAGCUUUUUUUUGACCCCUAAACGAGACCAUGUUAAAACACAAACAAUAUAUAUAUAUUACUGUGAAAGGUUUGAAUCCAGGAGUCAUUUCAAAAGUAGGUUGAGUUUGAUCGUCCGGGUGAACGUAGUCCUGAAUAGGACUGUUGUUGUUGACAGUGACUGACGUUUCGACAACCUUUGCGGUAGUCAUCUUCAGAGUCAAAGUGAGUUGUAUCGUGAUACAACCCCCCGGGCCUUUCAAGUUAACCAAAAAAAGGUUCCCCUCACUUGUAUGGACUUCUACAACCGACUCACCCAUGAAGACAUAAGGUUAAUUAGCUUAGGACGAAGAUCGAUCACCCGGCAUGAAAUAAAAUGAAUUUUACAAUAAAAUGAGCUUUUAUUUAGCACCAUCCGGCUGACUUGUGGUAGGACACGUACUACACGUUAUGGGAGUUGCAUGGCUUCCCUCACUGUAGAUCUUCCAGGGAUCAGUGAUUGGGGAAUGUCCUCUUAGAGUCGCUAUCAUAUUAAUAUAUCGGAAGUGGCCUAAUCCAUGUUAAGCAACCUAGCCUUUGAGUGGGAGCUGGCUGGCGGCUACGUUUUUUUAUUAGAACCUCAGUGCUACUCAUAUGCAUAACAGUGUGACACAUUUGAAAAGAACGAAGAAUACUAUCAAAACAAGGUCACACACCCCCAGCGUCACUUCCACUCAAGGCAAGAAUACUCAGUAUUUUCGCCACAGAGUUUUGACGACUUUAAACCGUUUUCAAUAAAGGUUGCUUUGGGCAUUGGGAAUUACGCACUGGAAAGCUAAUGUUUGGUGGUCACUCAAGCUAAUCAUUGCAGUGAGAUGUGAUACCCAAAUGGCCAAUGCUCAAUUACCAAAACAACCUAUAUUGAAUUAGGUAUAUCCAUUUGUUAACUUCCACGUUUUAUAUUGAAGCGUUCAUCGUUUUCUCAAAUCACCCGUUUCAAAAGGAAAUCUGUUUGAGUACAAACUAAUGCAAGUUUCUUAAAUUUUCAGUUGAAAUAGGACUUUCUGAAGUGGCAAAAUUGUUUGACAAAAGCACUUUGUUACAACUGAAGAAUGAAUGCGGAGGACUUCAGACAUUAUUACGGAACCAUUAUUACAUUUUCAAGGGUAAGUUCCAGUGUUAAGAUAACAAAACAAGGAUUUUUGUAAGCGGUGGUCAAGUCAUUUUUGGUGUCAUUUAGGGCGUGCCCAAUGGCAAAUUGGUGUUCAAUGUUUUUGAGAAAUUUCUGUAGGCAGGUUUGUGAGUUUUCUACUUUUACACCGGACAGGAAAAGUUUUAAAAAGGUUUUUUUUUGCCAGCAAGAUGAACUAUUUUUGACGCACUUCAUCAAACGAGCCUUUUCUUUUAUCUUACAGUCGUAGGAGGAGUUGUUCAAAUGAGGGACUGGACGCAAGAGACCUCAGUCCCAAGAGGAAGGAAAGGUGACCUGGCCAGAAAGCAGCGAAGAUCCCAGGCGUUAUGGAAAACGUCCGUGUGCUGGUUUAACUUGCAUCAUCCUGAUGGGUGUCCUGUGUCCGUAGAAAAGUGCCCUUUUGCGCACAGUGAAGAUGAACUCAAAGAAAGGCCUACAGCUGAGUACCUCAGCAGCCUUUAG
Molecule: messenger RNA, 10342 nt
Organism: Porites lobata
Lineage: Eukaryota; Metazoa; Cnidaria; Anthozoa; Scleractinia; Poritidae
Source: the annotation of a GenBank genome assembly